Molecule: messenger RNA, 1847 nt
Organism: Cladophialophora immunda
Lineage: Eukaryota; Fungi; Ascomycota; Eurotiomycetes; Chaetothyriales; Herpotrichiellaceae
Exons: 2
Coding region: 671-1519 (282 amino acids)
Cellular component (GO): VCP-NPL4-UFD1 AAA ATPase complex
Molecular function (GO): polyubiquitin modification-dependent protein binding
Source: RefSeq, a predicted model, not a curated record
GGACGGUGCCUGGACUGGUCUUGCGACAUCCAUUUCACCAACUCGCCAGGCACUUAAUCCUUUCUCCCUCUUCUUCUCAGUUAUUUCCACUGGACGCCCUGUUUUACCCAGCGCUGACCCUCAGUCUCUCUUCCCUCUUAUCGAGUUCGAUCCCUGCUCUACAAUUUCAAACAUCCUCGCCCCGCACCGUCACCACUCUUGAUCGCCUCCGUCGUUUCCUGGAUUUACAACAGCCUGCGCUGUCCUGUUCCCUUCGGCACCUUCCUCUCACACUAAACAAAGCCAGGACGGUCCAAAUGGCUUUCUACCAAGAUCCGAUGGACUACCCGGCCUUCUUGCGCGGUCCUCCUCCCUUGGGCCGCUCGAUGGGUGGCCGGUUCGACGAGUACUACCGCUGCUAUCCUGUGGUCAUGAUGAGCGGGCCUGAUCGAAAGAAUGUCAACUAUGGUGGAAAGGUGUUCAUGCCGCCUUCGGCCCUGGACAAGCUGACAAGACUCCACAUUACAUACCCCAUGGUAUUCGAGCUGAUAAACGGAAAUGCUGGCAAAAGUACCCAUGCUGGUGUUCUUGAGUUCAUCGCAGAGGAAGGGAGGAUAUACUUGCCACAAUGGGUAUUCCCGCUGGCUCAAGAAGAUGCAAGGGCACAUCGCUAACAUCUUCGGGAUAGCUGAUGAAAACUCUCGAGUUGGACCCCGGCGACCUUCUUCAGAUCAAAUCCACUGAUCUCCCUCCCGGCAAAUUCAUCAAGCUCCAGCCUCAGUCACCCGCCUUCCUCGACAUCUCCGAUCCACGAGCCGUCCUCGAAAACGCAUUCCGGAACUUCUCCUGUCUGACAAAGGGCGAUAUCUUUACAUUUGAGUACAAUGAUCAGACGUACGAUAUUGCGGUUCUGGAGAUUAAGCCAGACACAGACUCACACUCCAUCGUGACCAUGGAGACCGAUCUAGAAGUUGACUUUGCCACCCCGGUUGGAUACGUCCCUCCAGAGCGAACGAGCGGGACAAGCACACCUAGAAGUGGCGUGGGCAGGCCACACGGUGGACCAGUACAUUUUCAGGGAACCAUGGCACAGUCAAUCAACUACGGAAGCAUAGCGCCUUCAUCAAACACAGCUGCGGCCGGUGCCCGUGCCGUCUCCUCGCAUUUCCUUUCGGAAGGUCAUAAGCUCAGUUCGAAGAGGGGAUCGAAAGCUCCGACGCCUAAUGCAUCUACACCAGUAGGCGGAGUGUCCACAAAUGCCGCGAAGCCCCCACCAACGAGGAGAACAAACGGACCCCAGCCCUUGCGCCUGGCGCCUGGAAAGCUGUUCUUCGGGUACGAAGUCAAGCCAUUGCGCAAGCGGGACGAAAAUGGCGAACCUGUUGGCGGUGAUGAAGUGAAACCUCACUUUAAAGGACAGGGCCAGACACUACGCCAGAAGAAACGAGCAGGAGGCGGAGGGACGGAUAGCGGGACAGCGAGCGGCGUGAACAGUGAUGCAGAAGGGAGAGCCAAGCCCAAGGGCAGUGGACGGAGGUAGCAGAUGUCACUUGGAGGGGAUUGCUUGAUUGACCAACUGCAUUGAUGCAUAGCGAAGGCGCUCCUGAGCUGGAUGCACAUAGAGGAUCAGCGACAUACAAACCCACAGACAGAGGUUUGAGCAAGGACGAGUCAUGGGGAUUUUCUGUCAACCAUUCGUGGAACCGUGUUUGAUUUUGAAGGCUAGAAAACCGUCCCACGUCUUUCUAAAGAUGGAGUGUUUGUCUAAACCUCCAUAGAUGGACCUGGAUAAUUACAUGUAGAUAUAGAAUCUUCAGCCUCGUCCGGAAAACAAUACCCCGAAGACCGCGCAACUGGCCUCCGUGUAC